This is a messenger RNA of Episyrphus balteatus (marmalade hoverfly), 996 nucleotides long. RefSeq lists its product as uncharacterized. Lineage: Eukaryota; Metazoa; Arthropoda; Insecta; Diptera; Syrphidae. The coding region runs from base 1 to 996 and encodes 331 amino acids. The record is from RefSeq and is a predicted model, not a curated record. The transcript has 3 exons.
AUGGCUAACGCAGCAGUGAAUAUCUUAUUGACAUUAAGCAUAAUAGCAUUUCUAAGUGUUGCCUCAAGUCAUGCAGAAACUAGUGACAUUAGUGACAAUGACACCUCAAACGGAAAAAAUUCAUUUAUUUUGGAUAAAAUGUCCUGGAAUUGUGCAAAUAACGCGAGUUGCCUUUAUUCAGUUGCCAAUAGUGUUCUUACUUCGUAUAAGCAAGGUGAAGUGAUUAGUUUCGGGCUAUUCGAUGUGGAAAAAGUUAAUAGACCAGGAACCCCUUCGAAUGGAGGAGGCAGGUCCUUGGGGUUGGCAGACUUCUUGAGCGGCAAUUCGAUUAAAGUGCCAAUUGGACCGGUAGUGUUUAGUGUUCAACGAUCCUUGGACGAGGGAGACUUCAUUGAAAUUGCCAUUUCAAAGCCGACAUUGAGUGAAGGUGAGCGCGGAGGAGGAGGAGGAGGACUUGGUAUUGGCAACCGGAUAAGAAACCGACACGGUCACAAGGACAAGAAGCAAUUUCAAAUGCUCAUUCCAAUGUACUUGGCUGCUACGACAUUCGGUUGGACAAUGUUGGCAGUGAAGGCUGUUGGAAUGUUAACUCUCAAGGCUUUGGCAAUAUCUAAGUUGGCAUUUAUUGUUGCUGCUAUGGUAAUCAUAAAGAAACUCAUGGAUAACGCAUCCGAGAAAUUAAUGUAUCCUCACUAUGCAGAGCCACAACCCUUUAUAAUGCCUUAUAAUAUGGAUUAUGGAAUGCAUGCGUUGCAAGGUCCUGAAUUAGGUGGACCAGAAAUGUAUCCGAUGCAUUUUGCAGCGGCAGCAGCUGCUGCCAGUGGAAAUGGUGGGCAACAGCAUCAAGGGAUGGAGAAUGUAGCAGCUGAAAGUAAUUUGCAUCAAUUGCUGGAUGUGCAAAAUGGAACACAGAUUUUAGCUGGAUUAGCAAAGCAAAUUGGACAUCAACAGAAGAUAAAACGGGCUGAUACGUGGAUGGGUGAGUUUAGAAUUUAA